Medioppia subpectinata is the source of this 658-nucleotide messenger RNA. Lineage: Eukaryota; Metazoa; Arthropoda; Arachnida; Sarcoptiformes; Oppiidae. The record is from the annotation of a GenBank genome assembly.
AAUUAUUGUCUUAAAAGACACACUAAUUAUGAAUUUGUGACAAACAAUGAGUCAAAACAAUGGAUCUGUUCCACCCCUUCCUCCGCGUCGAACCAUAUCAAUGGCCGGCCAGUCGUCCGCACGAAUGGCCUCCACAUCCGACGCCCGACUUCUUCAGUCGGUUCCUCCGCCGCCCAACUCUUCCAACAAAAAUUUAAUGAACUUUCGCUUUACGUCUCAACCCUUGGAUUUCAAUCAAAAUCACAAUCAAUUUGAUUCCCAACUCUCCAGACAUACAAUCGGAGGAUUCUUCGCAAAUCCGGUCUCAACGCCCACUACAACCCCGACGCCAAUCGCAUCCACAAAUCAGUCAUACAUUCAGUGGCAGAACCAAAGCCUUCCCCCAAACUCUCUACUUCUCUCUUCGCCUCGACCUCAGAUGUGGUCAACCCUUUCUACCAAUAAUAAUAGCACUGCUUUCGCCAAUUAUGUCUAUUCUUCCUCUUCUGCCGGAGUAUGUUUCGCCCGUCAGUCCUCUUGGAGUGACACCAAUGACAUCCCUGUCUCACAGUCUAUCGGCGCCUUCAUUCUCGGCAAACGCUUUCUCAAACACGACAUAUAGUUAUUCAUAUUCACCAGUGUUUCAAUCCAUGACAUCAAACGCAACAACAAAUGUCGC